AUGAACGAAUUUACACCAUUGAACAGACCUCAACAAUCACAGGUCACAAUCGAUUCCAUUGCGAAGGAUUGUCCUUCUGGAGGGUUCAACUAUCCUACGUUCCGCCAACUCAACAAACAAGCGCGUAUAUAUCUAUCACAGCCAUUCAGCCUCAAUCCUUCAGUUUCGUAUCAUCUAUUCGCCGUCUCGAAUUCAAAGGGUUGGUUUGCAGCAGUCCAGUCGACGCUUUCAGGUUCGGCACUCAUAUUCUCGCCUCUCGAGGACCUUCGCUCGGCCUUCACUGCAGCCAAAGAGGACGCGGAAGGCCUCUUCUCUCCCAAACGAACCUUGUCUAUACAAGCAGGGAAUGUCAACAUCAUCGACUUCGCAUGCAAUGAUACGCGCUUGAUUGUUGGACUUGAGAAUGGCUCAUUGGGCGUGUACGACACGGCCUCGUUAUUCACGCCAGGUACAGAACCAAUUCAACCACUGAGGACGGCCCAGGUUCAGUCAUCUCCGCUCCGCCAAAUCGCGCCGAAUCCUGGAACAGAGGCCAACUUGAGUGAACUUUUUGCUGUUGUUGGAGAUGGAAAGGUGCAGCUGUUGAAUAUGCAGUUGGAACCUCAAGGAGGUUGGGAAGGAACAGACCUCAUGUCGCAGCCUAUUUCUGUGGCAUGGUCGCCGAAAGGGAAACAUAUAGCAAUAGGCCUUCAAACAGGCGAUAUUCUGACGUUUUCUCUGACCAACAAGUCGACUCCACACAAACACAUUCCGCCCACAUCCGACGCAAUUUUGGUAUCACUGAACUGGCUCGGUCCCGGACACACCUUUCGCACAAGCUACGGUGCCCAAGGUGAUAUAGCCGCCAAGCAACAUAUUAUCGUGCUAGACACCAAGUCUUCAACCGCUAUAUACUUCGCGCCCGACCAUCCCUACCCUUCGUAUGAUCGAACACAACAAAACGCCUUUGUCCUUACCCUGCACAAAUGGGACGAGGAGGCAGCGUCACAAGCGGAUAGCAAAUCGCUCACAGUCGUAGGGGAUGUUUCUUCAGUGGACCUCGAAGUGCUUGGCAACGUUGGAAACAACUGGCAUAGACACUCUCAGGAGAACCAGCUAUCGUUACCUUUGGAUAAGUCGAUGGAUGACACCAUACUGUUGGCGUUGGAGGCAGACCUUACCGACUCGAGUACCAAUGCACCAAUUAUGUAUGCCUAUCUGAACGAUGGAUCGCUACAGGGAUGGCAUGCUGAGCACCCGAGUUCGAAACCAUACCUCGGCAUGAUUACUCUGGGUGCCUCAUCCUCGACAGCCGCCCCUGCAACCCAAGCGUCUAAGGAUGCCGACAUGGGCAUAGACGCUGAAACACCAUCGACGUCUGCCUUCGCGCAGCCUGCUCCAACUACCUCCGCCUUUGGCCAGCCAAGCUUUGGGCAAAUGAGUUCGCCAUUCGGUCAGACAGGUGGGAGCACUUUCGGUCAGUCCAGUUUCGGUCAGGCGCAAAAAGCCCCCGCCUUCGGUCAAUCUUCAUUUGGUCAGCCGUCCACUACCAGUGCUUUCGGUAGCUUCGGUCAAGCAAACCAAACGAAUGAUACCACCUCAGCAUUUGGUGCUGUCAAGCCUGCAGCUGGUUUCGGCGCCUUUGGUGGAGGAGGUUCGACAGGAGCUUUUGGUUCAGGUUCAUCGGUCGGAUUUGGGUCUGCAGCAACACCUAGUGCAUUCAGCAGCUUCGCCUCCAACACCACAGGCAAUGUAUUUGGGCAAGGCAGCUUCGGUGCGCCUGCCGCCGCAUCUAGCCCGCCUGAAAAUGCAGACCCAACAUCCAUGACUCGAGAGGCCUCUAUGUCAGAUUCGACCUCUGGCUUUGGAAGCAUGGGACUCGGCAGCGCAACUCCUUCUGACCCCAACGCCGUCAACAGCAUGUUUGGAUCAAUCCAACCAGGAUCGUCGAACAACCAGACGCAGUCGACGUCUGCAUUCGGCGGUGGGCUCGUCAAACCUGCCAGUGGGUUUGGUGCAUUCGGAAGCUUUGGAUCGGGGGGUGCGUUCGACCCGAGCAACAAACCCGCACCUACUGUCUCAGCAUUUAGCACUGCGGCACCAGCAACGACCACGACGACGUCAUCUAGGUUUGGUCAAUCUGGUUUCGGCCAGACCUCUUUUGGCAAGCCAUCUUUUGGCCAACCGGCGUUUGGAAAAACGAGUUUAGGCGCGACACGUGCCUCGACGACGGCGCCACUGAGUGGAGGGUUUAGUGCAUUUGCUAGUGCGCCGACUUCAUUUGCUGCCGUGACUCAACCUCAGAAGACAUCUGCUUUUGGGUCCACAGAGGCGAAGCCUGCAACGACUGGAGGGUUUGGUGCAUUUGCUUCGAAUGCCCCGUCUGCAUUUGGCUCAACAGCCACGACGGAAAGCAAGCCUAUUUCUGGAGGAUUCGGUUCAUUCGCGUCGAGCACACCGUCGGCGUUUGGUUCUACAGCCCCAGCGACGCCAUCGCCUGCUCCUGAACAGAAGCCUGCAGGUGCCUUUGGCUCAUUCGCCGGCUCGUCCUCGGCAUUUGGCUCAACAGCAGCCCCAACAGCGACGGCUUCAGAUGUUGCUAAACCAGCUGAGGCCGCAAAAACCUCCAUCCUCGAGGCACCCUUUGGUGCAAGUUCAACCUCGUCGAGCAUCUCGCCAUUUGGAGGAAACGACGCUAAUAAGACAGAAGCCACCAAGCCUAGUGCAGAGACUGCUCAAAGGACAUCCGUAUUCGGGACACCCUUUGGCGGAGCCUCGUCAUCCUCAACUGCCUCCCCAUUUGGAACAGCCCAAGCCAAGUCGCCAUUUGGUGGUACUGCGCCAGUCAGUCCCGCGGAGUCGCCAACGAUCGGCAGCUUCGCUCUAUCCCCUCCUUCAUCGCCCGAACCAGCGCAGAAAACAGGGCCGCCCUUUGGCGGUGCAGCCAACACGAUGCCGACCACGCCUUCUGGAGGUGCAUUUGGUAAUAUCCAGGUUACGCCUUCUGCUUUCAAGCCAGCCACUGGGUUUGGGGCGUUUGGGUCAACGACUCCAACGGACUCGCCAUUCAUGAAGAAGCCUGAAACGACUGUACCUGUCUCUGUGUUCAACCUCAGUUCGACCCCAACAAAGACGCCUGCUUCCUCGACAGCGUCACCGGCUUUCGGUACGACUUCUUUUGGGAUCCCAUCGACACUUGGUGCCCAGAAAUCGCCGUUUACACCUGCCUCUCCAGCAUCACCUACUCCUGCCAUCAAACCUGCUACAUCUAGUGGAGGGUUUAGUGCAUUCAGCGGACAGGCGUCUGUAUUCGGGACGCUUGGUGGCUCGGGCAAGUCUUUCUCUGACCUGUUGAAGACGGGUGGCGAGGAGACAAAGGACCCUGCCAAACCCACGGUUGCAGCACCUGCCACCCCACCGCCGAAGGACAAAGAAGAGAAAGGGAAAGAAAAGGAUGAGGAUGAGAAGCCCAAGACCCGUGUUUCUGUCUUCGGGACACCUGUUAGUGCACCACCGACUGAGCCAGAGACCAAAGACGACAUGCCCAUCUCUGCAUUCGCUCCUGUCUCUAAAAGCUCAAGCGGAUCUUCAGAGGAGAAGGAGGAAAAGAAGGCCAACGAUAAGAGCGGAUCUUCCGGAGUUUCGGACGAGCCGUCUUACGGAAAGAUAUCUACAUCUUCUGCUGCCAGCUCCUUUGUCGAUGUUACUGAGGAGGACGGCAGAGCGGAGGAAGGCGAAGAGGGAUCUGAAGGAGAGGACGGGGAUGGCUUCCUUACGGAGAGCAACAGCGAAGAUGGAUCCUAUCACCCAGAAGAGUCGGAAGAGGAAUCUGAUUCAGAUGCCGAUGCGCAGGUAUCAGAUGAAGAGGGGGAAGGUUCUCCAGAGCCAGCGUCUAUUCCUCUGCCUUCUUCGCGUUCUGCUUCUGCCACUCCUCAGCCUGAGGUUCCCAAGAUCGAGGUCUCGUCAUCUCCGGAUGAUAGCGAAGGCAAGUCACCCUCUCCCAAAACGCCAGUACGAGAAGCGAGCACAACGCCGCCUGGAACGCCUGCGAAGGAGACCAAGCCACUGUUUGGCACUCCAGGUCCCUCCACUCCGCCUACAACUGGCACUCCGACACCAUUUGGCUUUGGUCUUGGACUUGGACGUCCGAGCACGAAGCCUACACGAAGCUCGCCGCUUGCCAACGCCGUCACUCAGGAGGAUGAAGAGGAAGAUGGGGCGACAAAAAGUCCUAUUCCGCCUCCCGUUUCUCCCAGACCAAUAUCCAGGAGGCUGCCUGUUGAGCCAGAGGGUUCGAAGAAAAAGUCACCAACACCUGAACCUCAACCGCCGAGUGCUAAGCGACCAAAGACGCCCCCGCUCCUGUCGACGAUCCCUACACCUGCGAUGACAGUCCCUCUAAGUGCCACUCCAACUACUGCGAGCUCUACAGAGUCGUCAGGAUCAAAAGCUAGCCCUUUUGGUCUUCCUGGCGUCAGUUCCACUUCAUUCGGUAUAUUGCCUUCAACCAAGGACGCGAGCCCACCCAAGGAUGAGCCUGUGCGUGCGGCAGCCGCACCUCCUGCCCCAGCUAUGUUCGGCCUGCCACUACCCGCUACUGCCGCCACUCCCUCUACAAAGCCCACAAACGUAUUCGGCACAGGGAUAUUUGGAGUACCUGCUACAACUUCCUCUAUCCCAGUGACUCCGAGCACGACUGGUGCAAGACCUCCCGGAUAUCCGCCAACACCGCCGCUAUUCGGAGUGCCUCCGACACCACUGCUGACACCGUCGACAUCGACGGCUUCGGCUCCUCCUAUUUGGGGGCAACCUAGGCAAGCACCGACGAUGCCUACGCCAGGAAGUAUCUUUGGCAUCCCUCCUCCGGGAUCUGGGCAAGGUUUGUUCGGCAUGCCGCCAGUAGGAACGUCGCCCCCAAGCAAACCAGCUGUACCUCCACCUUCUCUGUUCGGUACGAUAACACCAGUCGCUCCUGCUCACGCGCCUACGCCAGCACCUCUGGCCGCCCAGACGCCUCCUGCUCAGAGUCCGCAAGCACCCUUGGAGGAGGGAAUGCAAAAGGAAUGCAUGAACUUGGCUAUAACUAUGAAUCGUGAUCUCGAGGAGUCGGCUCGUGUGGCGAAGAAUGCUCAAGAACUACGAACACGCUCGACCAUGUCUCUAGGCGGUGGAAGGAACAAAGUCGAUCUUGGCGAUCCGUCGAAAUGGUCGUUUUCCGACUUGCCUCAGUUUGGUCAGGUUAUGAAGCUAUAUGAGAAAGACCUGGAGUACCUGGCUUCUGAGAGAGAAAAACAGAGGCUGAAGUUGAAGGAGAUCCAGAGCAAUAUGCUCAAAGCUGGGACGAGGAGAGAAGAAAUCGCACGGUUCAAUAAGGCGAAAGAUGAUAAGGAAUUCGCUAAGAUGUUGAGGGCGAGGACAUUAGGUCCUGAGCACAGCGAGACACAGACACAGCUUCGGAAGAGCAUCAGAACUAUCCGCGACCGUGUGCAAAAGCUCGAGAAGCGGUUGCAGGACGAUAAGAAGAAACUGUCGCAAGCUCAGUCCUGCAAGCCCGCUUUCAGAGCGCCAUCCCUCGAUACAAUUAACCGCACCUACCGAAAUAUUGAGCUCGCAAUUGAGCAGCAAUCCGACCAGGUCACCCGACUAACUUCACGCAUAGGGAAGCUGGACCUCAACGCUGUUGACACUUCCUCACCUAUGCGUGACGCUCGCCUGCCCGAUCGGCGGCACGGAGUCCGACCAGAAGAGAUCGUGCCCAAUGUUGCAGUGACGACCGCUGCAGCACUCAACGCUGAGCGGUCCGCACAAAGGCUGAAGAAAGCUCUUCUGGCGGUACGGAAAGAGCCAUUACUGAACACUAAAGCGCUUGCGGCACCCAAGGCACCUGUGGCAUUUAACACCCCCCAGCGGCCUGGUGCUGGAUCGAACACGGGUCUGCCUACAGGCUUCGCGUUCCAGGCGCCGAUCAAGGGGUCGCUCUUCGCUGAGACGCCCUCGCCCGUUCCUUUACCCGACUGGAACUUGGAUGUACCAGAAGACCAGUUCGACCCGACGGCGACACCGUUGCCGAAUACGAGGAGGGGUGCAGGCUCAGGGCAAAGGAAACACCCUAGUGUGCCAUUGAAGAAGAGUGCGGGAUCGAGUCCUGGAGCACCAACGACGGCUGCAGUGCCUGUUGCUUUCGAUUGGGGUCCGCUGCCUAGUUUCUCGAACCCUGCCCCUGCAGCGGGUCUGCCUAGGUCGUUUGUGCCCAUAUCUCCUGCCAGUAGUCCCACCGCGAAAAAGUAG
Cyclocybe aegerita is the source of this 6267-nucleotide messenger RNA. The record is from the annotation of a GenBank genome assembly. NCBI's taxonomy places the organism in Eukaryota, Fungi, Basidiomycota, Agaricomycetes, Agaricales, Hemipholiotaceae.